Messenger RNA from Cokeromyces recurvatus, 2930 nucleotides. RefSeq lists its product as uncharacterized. Gene Ontology annotation, cellular component: nucleus; mitochondrial outer membrane; cytosol. The coding region runs from base 141 to 2471 and encodes 776 amino acids. The transcript is spliced from 4 exons. NCBI's taxonomy places the organism in Eukaryota, Fungi, Mucoromycota, Mucoromycetes, Mucorales, Mucoraceae. The record is from RefSeq and is a predicted model, not a curated record.
AACAAUAAGUCAUAAUAUUGUGUCACCACUGUCUCAAUGUCCAUACUUGAAAAAAGAUAAAAUAAAAAAAGGAGAAAGUAUCAAUUUUUGUUUGCUCUUUUUUAAUACUUUUUUUAUUUUUUGUAAAUACAACAUCCAAAAUGCUUCGCCAAUUGAAUAAUUUAUCAAAAUUUACUACUUCCUCUUUAAAAUGUGCUGCCAAUAACACAGCUGCAAUCCUUAUAAAUCUAAGUGCUUCACCACAAGGCGAUUCUUCUUUACCUUCAUUACAACUUGUUACAUAUUGGAUAGCUGAGACUCAAAGAGGCUUGGAUGCUUUUUUCAAUGACAAUUAUGAAUUAGCUCAAACUAUAUUUUUACAGCAUCAUAAAGAAUCACCAUUUCAUGCAGUUGGCUUUGCUUUAAUGGCUUACAUUGAAGCCAUGCUUGGCUUUGAGUCUGACAAGAUUCAAGUUGCUCUUGAACGAAUCGCAGCAGCAGAAAUUUUAGCUCGUCAAUUUUUAAAAAAGGCACAAAAAAAAAAUUGGCAUCAUGCAAAACAUAAUCACUUAGAAGAGCCGUCAUUGCAAGAUGCUGUUGUUAUAUCUUUUGAAGGCACUAGUGAUUCUAGUUCAACGAAAAAAUAUCAUUAUUUGAAAAAAAUUGAUAUCCUAUAUGAAUUAUUAGUUACAAGUUGUAUGCUUAUGUCUUCCACUAUACAGUUUUUGAGAAACAGUUGGUUAGAAUACAUGAAAGCUGCAUACAAACUUCGUAAAACUUAUAAACUAUACGAGCAAAUGUUUGAAACUAUUACAGGUCAAAAAGCAUUAUUAUAUGCCCUGAAUCUAAAAAAAUCCUCUGUAGCAUCUGGGAGUCAACAACAAAAAUCAUUCAAUGCGGCCACUUCUCCUCCCUUUGAACAAUCACGAUCUCUAGCAACUAUUUUAACGAAUUCAUCUUAUACCCGAAGCUCCUGGAAUGAAAAACGAUUGAGCCUUUACUAUGUAUCUAAGCCAGUUAACUUUGAUGAUAAUACGAGCUGUAAAUGUCGCCCUUUAUCUGCUUUAGAUUUGUAUAAAAAUAGAGGCAUUGUACCUACAUCAUCUGAUUCUUCGUGUACAAUUAUUGAUAACACAAUUGAAAGUGGAGUUUUUUUUGGCGUUGGAUUAUUUAGCUUAAUUUUCUCCUUACUACCACCUCGAGUCAACAAAAUUUUAAAUACAUUUGGAUUCCAUUCCUCUCGACCUUUUGCAAUUCAUUUACUUCAACGAUCAGUUAAAAGCCAAGGCUUGUACUCAACUUUAUCUGCACUUUCAUUACUUGUAUAUUAUACCAAUCUUUCAUUAUUUAUUCAUCCUCAAUUAUUACCUAACUCCCUUAGUCUUGAAAGCACACGAGAAAUUCUUGAUCAAAUGAAGCAGUUAUUUCCACAAGGCAAAAUCUGGAAGUUGCUUGAGGGAAAAUUGUGUAAAAUGGAAGGGAAAACACGAAGAGGUGUUGAAAUUUUGAGGGAUGCGCGACGUAGAGAAAAUGCAAGUAUUCAAGUAGGAUCAUCUAGUUCGGUAUUUACUACUAAAAAGAAUGCCUUAUGUGAAUUAGCACAACUCCAAACAUUAGCAGUUUAUGAAAUGGGAUGGGGCCAAAUUUUCUUAGGUGACUAUUUUCAAGCAUCAGAAACGUUUUUUAGAUUAGAAAGUAUGAAUAGUUGGUCAAGGGCAUUUUAUCGUUACAUUGCUACUUGUUGUAUGUUUGCUGAUGAAGAGUAUGACAAAUCAGCUACAGAGUAUAUGGAAAUACCAGAUAUUUUGAAGAGAAAAAGACAUUUAGGAGGACGUUUAUUACCGAACGAAAUAUAUACGGAAAGGAAGAUAAGACACUGGAGAGCAAAGUGUUUGAAGAAGCAAACAACAAAAUGUCAUGGUUUGACUGUAGAUGAUAUAGUAUUAGAUGGUCCAAUACUUAAAAGUGUUGUGGUUGUUCAUCCUUUAUGGGAGCUUAUUUAUUUAUGGAAUGGAUUUUCUCAGUUAAAUGCAGAUAUGCUGCAAUCUAUUAAACAAUCUAUAGAAAAUACUUUAAAUACUAUUCAUAAAGACGAAAUGUGUAGUGAUAUAUCUCAACUGUACUUAUUAUUGGGAGUUAGUGUAAGGGAACUUGGUGAUUUUGAUUCAGCAGACAUGUAUUUACGAAAAUCAAUACACUAUGAAGAUUAUCAGAGCGAAGAUCGAUGGGUUAUACCACAUGCCCUUUAUGAAAUGGCUACUCUGUGCUGCUUCAGAUUUAUACAGAUUAAAAAAGAUCUGCAUAUGCAAAAGAAAUUGUAUAAGGAGGCACACGAUUGGAUUCAUAAGUCAGAACGUUGGAUAAAUAAUGAACAGCAACAUUCUUCUCCUGAAUCUUUAAAUUCAGAUAAUACAGGUGAUUCAGAUUGGGAUAGUCGACUUCAUAUUCGUUGUCAACUUUUAAAAGAGAAACUAGAAGAUUUUCGAUAUUAAUAAACAUGAUUAUGUAGUUUUGUAUUUUUAUUACAGUGUCUUUGUAUUUGAAAAUAGAAUCUCUUCCGUAAGCUAACAUUAAGAAAUAAGGUAAAAUAGUAGCAUAGGAAGUUUUUCAUUGUAAAAGAUAAAAAAAAAAUGAACUGUGCGUUUAUAUAUCUGUAUGCACGUAUAUAUUAAAAUGAAAAGCUUCUUAUACUACUAUAAACUACUUACAAAAAUUUACUUGAUUGUUUAUCCUACCUAAAUCAAUACCAGUUGGUUCUACUUCAUAUCCCAAUGUGAUAGAUACUCUCAGCUUAUGUUAUCAGCAACUAGAGUUCCAUAAGCUUGACUUUAACUUUUCGUAAGAUUUUGAAAAAUAUAUAUGUAUCACAACACAAGGCAGAUUAUGUGCUCAAAUGAGUUAUACACUUUUAUUUAAUAAAAUUAAUAUUUAAUAGUAAUAUAUGAAAUGUG